Messenger RNA from Sugiyamaella lignohabitans, 1836 nucleotides. RefSeq names its product Prp9p (gene PRP9). Gene Ontology annotation, cellular component: spliceosomal complex. The coding region runs from base 1 to 1836 and encodes 611 amino acids. The transcript has a single exon. Lineage: Eukaryota; Fungi; Ascomycota; Dipodascomycetes; Dipodascales; Trichomonascaceae. Gene Ontology annotation, molecular function: RNA binding. Gene Ontology annotation, biological process: mRNA splicing, via spliceosome. The record is from RefSeq and is a predicted model, not a curated record.
AUGAGUGGAGAGAUACUGGAGAUAGAGAGGUCGGCUCUAGAAGAGUUGGAGCGGAUUGAGCAGGCCGUGACGGACCGGAUAGUGCAUAACCCGUGGAUUCUUCCGGAUACCCUUCAGCUGUCGACGAGCUCGUCAUUGAACGGGAAGAGGAAAAGACCAGUCAGGGAAACGACUUUGAGCCAGUUGGAGGUGGCCAAGUUUCUCGAGAGAUAUCAGGAACAAUGUAAAUACAUGAACUCGGUGAUUUCAGGAGUGAAGAGACGACGACAGAAGAAGGGCGAUGAAGUCGAUGCGACUGAUGGUGGAGCUCUGGUGCUAGCAGAUCAACACAUUAAAGAAGUUAAGGCAUUAGGAGAGUUUUCGGGAGCGUCUCAACAGCUUCUUGAUCAGUAUAGUAAAGAAGUCAGCUCGAUUAAAGAGUUUUAUAGAAAGUAUCCCAACCAGGAUGUGGACGAUUUGGCUGCGACGUAUGCUAUGGCUCGAACUCUGAAGAAGAGGAACUUGGCAAAUAAUAAUAAUAACGGUCUGGACAAAGAUGUUGAGCAGACAGACCAGUCCGUCGGUUUGACAGAUGGAGGUGUGCUAUCGACAUUUGCAGUGGCAGAAAAUGUUAGUGUGGAUACCGAAUUCUCGGGAGAAGAAUAUUACGGUCGGUUCGUGGACAUGGUCGGUCUGCAUGAACAGUUUUUGAACCUUCAUUUUGUACAACACCAGCUAUCAUAUACGCAAUAUCUGGACAAAAUGUCUGAUUUCUCAGACAAAUCUAUCUACAGCUCACAGCGACUCAACAGUUCACACUAUUUCGAGUACAUUGUCGAGCUACACAAGUAUCUCGAGACCUUUUUUCGGAAAACUCGGAUUUUGGCGCAUCCGGAAUCGAGUCUUGCUAGUAUCGAAUCGGAUUUCGACUCUCUCUGGCAGUCUCAAAAGUAUCCCAGCUGGAUCCGAGAAGAUAAAGAGUCGAGAAAUGGUGGUCAAAUCAAGGGUGAAGGCGAAGCUGGUGCUGGUGCUGGGAGCACAGAUGGCGAAUCAGGAUCCUCUGACCCGCUGUUCUGCGUGCCCUGUAACAAAAGAUUCACAAACGAAGCACUUUUUAAUAACCAUCUGCCAGGAAGAAAACACAAACGGAAUGCCGCUGCUGCUACUGCUGCCGCUGGUACUUCCAGUACAGACGGUUCAGGAGCGAAUAACUCCCCUAGCUCCAACAUCAGCGCUAAUAUCCCUAUUGGAGAAGACCUGAAAUUAAGAGCACUUGCCUCGCACGAGUACCAUAUCUACUGUCUGGCUGACCUGCUGGCCAAAGUCAUUACCGACACCAAAUCCAAUGUUGAACGACGACAGGCCCUUACCGACCGAGAACGACAGGCUGAAAUCGAAGCACUGGAACUAGAAGCGAAUGGAAAUGGGUAUUCUGACAACAGCGAUGCUGAAAACGACAAUAACAACAACAACGACGAUGACGAUAGUGAAGAUGAAGUGGUAUACAACCCACUGAAACUGCCAUUGGGCUGGGACGGUCGACCCAUUCCAUUCUGGCUGUAUAAAUACCAAGGUCUAGGAAUCGAGUUCGAUUGCGAAGUAUGUGGAAAUGCUUCCUAUGCCGGUCGCAAAGCAUUCGACAAACAUUUUCUGGAACCACGCCAUGUCCAUGGAUUGCGAUGUCUCGGUGUGCAACCCGGUCCACUUUUCAAAGGCAUCACUAAACUAGCCGACGUCAUGAGUCUCUGGGAAAAAAUCAAAAAAGACAACCGCCAAUUAGAAACCACAAACGAAGUGGCCGUCGAAAUGGAAGACGACGAGGGCAACGUCAUGUCCGAAAAAGUCUACAACGAGUAA